Molecule: messenger RNA, 11956 nt
Organism: Diabrotica virgifera virgifera (western corn rootworm)
Lineage: Eukaryota; Metazoa; Arthropoda; Insecta; Coleoptera; Chrysomelidae
Gene: Rab40
Product: ras-related protein Rab-40B
Exons: 4
Coding region: 382-1233 (283 amino acids)
Biological process (GO): intracellular signal transduction; protein localization to plasma membrane
Cellular component (GO): synaptic vesicle; plasma membrane; endosome
Molecular function (GO): GTP binding; GTPase activity
Source: RefSeq, a predicted model, not a curated record
ACUGUCAAGUAGAGAUAUCUUGUAAAGAUAUUUAUUUAUAUCCCAUAAAAUUGUGCAAAUCUGAUAGUUUUUCAGUAAGUGGAUUUAGUGAGAUAGUAAAAAGAAAUCGUUAUCAUUAUUAAUCACUUUUUACAAUCAUAUUUCAGUUAGGUUUUGCGAAAAUAUUUGCAUACUUUCUCUUACGACCUUGUUCUAAAAAAUAAACAAAAAGAAGGAAAAAUUAUAAAAAAUAUAUUGGACUUUUACUUGAUGGUAUGUACAACCUAGUGGGAGUCGUUACCAAAUUUGUGAUAUUACUUAGGAAAAUGUAAAAGAGCUUAUUACGUUGUAUUCGUAAGUCCUUUUAAGUUAUUAUGAUUGAGAUAUUGAUAUACCAAUGCUAUGACUGAGGAUAUCAGUAAGCCUCCCAAGCAAUACGAUUAUUUGCUGAAGUUUCUUCUGGUAGGCGACAGCGAUGUUGGAAAGCAAGAAAUUUUAUCGGAUCUGGACGAUGGUUCUUCGGAGAGUCCUUUUUGCGGAUAUAGUGGUAAGUCCUACAAAACUACCACUAUUCUGUUGGAUGGAAAGAGGGUAAAACUACAGCUUUGGGACACUUCAGGGCAGGGAAGGUUUUGUACUAUAAUUCGCAGCUAUUCCAGAGGUGCUCAAGGAGUUCUUCUAGUUUACGACAUAACUAACCGAUGGUCAUUCGACGGCCUAGAUCGAUGGUUGAAAGAAGUGGACGAACACGCACCGGGUGUGCCGAAGGUUUUGGUUGGUAACCGCCUCCAUCUGGCUUUCAAUCGUAAGGUCGGUCAAAGAGAUGCCCAAAUAUAUGCGAACAAACACAGUAUGGCGUUUUUCGAAGUCUCACCCCUUUGUAAUUUCAACAUCCACGAAAGUUUCUGCGAGCUAUCGAGAAUGGCAUUGCACCGAAAUGGAAUGGAGAGGUUAUGGAGAUCAAAUAAAGUGUUGAGCCUUCAAGAACUGUGCUGCAGAGCCAUUGUUGCACGCACAACGGUGUACAGCAUCGAGCAGCUACCGUUACCAACCAGCGUCAAGUCCCACUUAAAGUCAUACGCACUGACGUCAUCUUCGACGCAAUGGCGGUACGUCAUCAGUCAGAAGAAGAACAGUCGAGGAUCGAGGAGUCGCAAAAAGCGGUUCACGAGCACGCCCACGACGCCCGGUUCAGUGACGGACAAAGACAGUAUAACGAGCUGUGUACCCAGAAACUCUUGUACUAUAUCCUGACGCGCCCGGAAUUCCUUGGACUUCAUUUUCAGGACUACGAAACUCACGAAAUGGAUCAGGCGAACCUAUAGGUCAGUAAACGACCGUUUUGGACUGUAAUUUUACUCGUCAAGUCAGAUUUUCUUGAAAAUUUGGAUUUGGGUUUCUCUUACCAUCCACUUCACGUUUGAACUUGAGCUCAAGGUUGCUUUUACGCGGGAGUUGAAAGCCACCUCUUCUCGAUAGUGUAAAAACAUACGUUCAAAAUAAGUCCGGAAAUGGAUAAACUGACUACUUAUUAUACCGCCAUGUAUCAACCACUAGAAUAAAUGUUGUAGAUGUGUAUAAUAUCGGACGUAUCUUUUUUUUCUGUCACUUAUGACGCACUGAAAAAAGCCUCUGCACACAAUUGUUGGUGUAAUGAAAAUUACAUUUCUUAAAUACAUCUCUUAAAAAACAAUAGUAUUUAAGACAUGUAAUUUUCAAUACACCAACAAUUGUGGCUCAAUCCCAGAAUAUAAGAAUAUAUGGUGCUUCUCAGAGGCUUUUUUCAGUGCGUCACAAGUGACAGAAAAAAAGAUACGUCCGUUAUUAUACACAUUUACAACAUUUAUUCUAGUUGUUGAUAGAUGGCGCUAUAAUCGGAAAAAAAUUAUUACCUAUUACAUAUCUAUACGGCUAAAAUCUAAAAUUCUUCUCAGUCUUUCAGUAUGUCAUUAAUUUUGACGUCAUAUAUGAUUUUAAGAAUGUAGAGAAUCAUUGCUUGGAAAUUUAGUUACAGCUGACAGUUGUCAGAAUAGUAGUCAGCCAAAUAUGAGAAGGUUAUUGCAGUAUAACCCUUUUAUUUGCAAUUUGGUAUAAAAACAAAUAAAUUGUGUUUAUUGCAUUUAUAAAAAUGUUUGUUCUUUGAUUUGUACAGUCGUAUAGAUUGUAGAUCAGCGAUUCUCAAUCUGUGGUACAUGUACCACUGGUGGUACAGUUCAUUACUUGCGGUGGUACACAAAACACAAAAAAAAUUAAAAUAGUAGUAAUAGUAGUAAGUCUUCAUAAUACACUCUAAAAAUACAGGGUGUAACAAAAAUACAGGUCAUAAAUUAAAUCACAUAUUCUGGAACCAAAAAUAGUUCGAUUGAACCUAACUUACCCUAGUACAAAUAUGCACACAAAAAAAAGUUACAGCCCUUUGAAAUUACAAAAUAAAAAUCGAUUUUUUCCAAUAUAUCGAAAACUAUUUGAGUUUUCUUAUUGAAAACGGACAUGUGGCAUUAUUAUGACAGCAAAAUAUUAAAAAAAAUUCUGCACCUCAUAAAAAUUUUAUGGGGGUUUUGUUCCUUUAAACCCCCCAAACUUUUGUGUACGUUCCAAUUAAAUUAUCACUGUGGCACCAUUAGUUAAACACAAUGUUUUUAAAACUUUUUUGCCUCUUAGUAAUUUUUCUAACUAGUUUUUAUCGAAAUAUUUUGAAUAUUUGUCAAAUCCACCACAUAUUUGUAUACUGUUAAGUACGAUUAUAGAGACCCUAUAAUAAUAUGAAAAUUUAUUUAUAAAUUACAGAUUUUAUAAGUAUAUUUUGAACCAUAUUAAAAAAGAAGCCACAUCUCGAUAAAAGGUGCCUUAUCGGAAAAAUACUAAGAGGCAAAAAAGUUUUAAAGACACUGUUUUCAACUAAUGGUACCGCAAUAAUAGUUUAAUUGGAACAUACUCAAACAUUUGGGGGGUGUAAAGGCACAAAAUCUCCAUAAAAUUGUUAUGUUAACAUUUUAAAAAAGAAGCUGCAUCUCGAUUAAAACUGGUAUAUCUAAAAAAUACUAAGAGGCAAAAAAGUUUCAAAAACAUUGUGUUUAACUAACGGUACCACAAUAAUAAUUUAAUUGGAACGUACAUAAAAGUUUGGGGGGGUUUAAGGGAACAAAAUCCCCAUAAAAUUUUUAUGGGGUGCACAAAUUUCACUAUAAUUUCUUUUUCAGAUGUUCCUGCCAUAGUCAUGCCACAUGUCCAUUUUCAGUAAAAAUCUCCAAUAGUUCGAUAUAUCGGAAAAAAUCGAGUUUCAUUUUGUAACUUCAGAGGGCUGUAACUUUUUUUUGUGUGCAUAUUUUUACUAGGGUAAGUUAGGUUCAAUCGAACUAUUUUUGGUUCCAGAAUAUGUGAUUUAAUUUAUGAGCUGUAUUUUUGUUACAACCUGUAUAUGUGGUACCAAAAAUAAUAAAAAGAACUGUAGGUGGUACAUGACUCAAAAAGUUUGAGAACCGCUGUUGUAGAUAAUACGUAAAUCAUAUUUUUUAUUAUAGCGCCAUCUACCAACAACUAGAAUAAAUGUUAUAAAUGAGUAUAAUCACGGACUUACCUUUUUUCUGUCACUUCCAACUUAAUGCGUUAGAAAGAAAUCGAAAAACUGUGACGCACUGAAAGAAGUCUCUGAGAAAAAGUAUAAUAAGAAACAUAACUGACUAAUUCUAAGAAAAUAUUGUUCUACAGAGUUUUUUCACUAAGGACCGGUUUCACCAACAACAAAUAAAUCAGUGAAUAGUUGUUCGUCGAAUAAAAUGUGUUAGUCGAUUAUAUUUUUAUUGUGUUUCAAUAAAAUUUUGAUAAUUUAAAGCUAAACUGACGAAUGUUCAUUGUUAUAGAUAUUUAAAGCGAUAUUAACUUGUCAAUUAUUCGAAGAGUAAAUAUUUAUUUGAUAAAUAAAUAAAAUAAGUCUUAUUGGCCUAAAAUAAAUAAAAUAUGUAUUUUUUGUUACAUUGGCCCCACGUUGGGCGCCAAUGUAAUGAAAGGAUAAUAGAAAUGUGAAUAGACAGAGGCAAACUGAAAGGAGUUAGGCUAGCGAUAUAUGCAAGAGAACGACUACUUGACACUCAAGGAUGGAUACGGCCAAUUUGCAUGCCUGUCAAAGACGGUAGCUCAAAGUAGAUAGUGAUGAUGACUAAGAAUGGAAAUAUUAAGAUACGUAUAAGGUACUGAACAUGAAUAAAUAUGAAUAAUUUCUAAUGAUGAACAAAUUGAAUAAAAACAAACAAAUCAUGGGCGCCAGGAAAUGAUGUCCGAUGACUUUCCCAGGUAUCUGGAAAUACUAUUCCCAGGAACUUUAAGGCCGGCGUAGCUAAGCGGUAGUGUGUUUGGCUCUCGUGCCGGUGGUACGGAGUUCAAAUCCUACCGCCGGCAAGAACAACUCGACAUUUUAAAAGUGUCUAUAGGCCCCAGGUCGACUCAGCCUGAAUAAAUAAGUACCUUGGGUAAAACCAGGGGUAAUAAUAGGCGGUUGAAGCGUAGCACUGGCCCUGUUACCUUCCUUGUAUACUGUAGGCCCUAGAUAUAGCAGAGUACCCUGCUAUACUCCCAAAGCCACGUGAGUGGUAUAAAUUAUUAAGUCUUAUUUGACCUUGGUGAAACGUAGAUGUAUCAGUUUUAUUGGUCGAAUAACUUUAUUCAUCGAAUCAACUACUAUUCGUCGUUGUAAAUCGGCCAUAAGUUAAUAUUUUUGGAGUUAUUUGCGAGUAAAUAUGUUGAUUUUUGAACAAAAUAAAACUGUAAAGAUUACUUUCAUUUGGGAUGCUAAUUAGGGAGCGACCUUCACGAUUUUGUUUAGCAAAAAAGGGACCAACUUUUUUUUGGGCGUAACUUGUUUAGUUUUGAUGCUAGAAACUUUUAUAAAAUCACAAAAUUAAAGCUUUUUUAAAUACAAAAAAAGUUUUGAUGAGUUUUCCCCAAAAAUUGUUUCAUUUUUUGGUGAUUUCACUAGUAGUGUAAACUUUCGUUACUUUGGAAUAUGUGUUUUGUAACGAUUCGUUACUUUAACUAUCUAUACCCGGAACUUUAUACUCGUUACUUUCGUCACUGCCUCGAUUUAUCUUUCGAAGUGCUAACUACCGACACCGACAUACCAAUCGACACAGUAUUUGUUUGGUUCGGUGUUACCGACAUCUGGGUAUUUCGCUAGAUUACUUGUACCGAAAGUAACGAGAAUUUCUAACAACGAGGUAUCGGUACUUUGGGUACUGGACAAAUACCCGUUAAGUCUGUUUUAGACUAUAACAUAGAAUGAUAUAAGACAAUGGUAUACUAAGUUUUGUCACAAUGUAAAACAGGAAACAAAAUCUGUUAACAGAAAAUGUUAUACAAAUUAGAACAUGUCCUAUUUGAUAACAAUUUUUAGUACACAGGUAUGCGCAGUUAGGUUAUUUUCGUUAUACUGUCACAUUGGUUCUUUUAAGGUUAACUUUUCUUUUAAGAAAUGUUGCAAUGGAAGCAGCUGAUAAUAAUAGAGUUUUCUUAUCCAUCAUAUAACAUAUCUUUGUAAUAUAAAAUAUCAAAGAUAAAACUAACUAGGUUAAAUGUUGAAGAAAAUGAGGUUAAAAUAUUCUUAAAAGAAAAUAAGAAGAAGAAAAUUGAGGUUAACAGUACAUGUACCAUCACAAAAAUAUAAAAAAGUACUUUUUAGCAUGUAAUGCGCAGAAUCACAUAACAUAUUCUAAUAGGAAAAAGUGACAAUGUAAUACACAAAACUUCUUGUGUGAAUAUUGUACACAAUCAUUUCAUGUAAGUUUUUGUUAUACCAUGUCUGUCUAAAACAGACAUUACUUUGUAACGCAUAGGUACUUUUUUUUACAUCACUAUAUUUCACGUUGAAAUGUUCGAUUUGGAAUUUGACGAAUAAGAACCUACUUUUCAAGAGCUACAACUCUACUUCCACUGAGUCUGUAGACAUCUUUUUUUUCGCAUUUUAUGAGCUACGUUUUCGCUAGACUAUUUUUUUUUCGAUAAAAUGCUUAUGUUUGAGUUAUUUGCGAAGAACCGUUUAAAAUGUGUUAUUUAUUUGUUGAAAAAUGAACAUUUUUACUCGCAAAUGACGCAAAAAGUAUUGACUUAGUGAAAAACUCUAUAAAACAAAGAUUGCUUAGAACUAGUCAGUUUAUCCAUUUCCGGACUUAUUUUGAACGUAUGAUUUUUCAUCUCCGAGGAGUGACUUUCGUCCCCUAAGUAAAAGGAACUCUGGAGUGAAGUCCAAAAGUGAAGUAGAGGUUAAGACGAACCUAAAUUCAAAUUUUCAUGUAAUUCGGUAGUGACACGGAAAAUUACAUGGUAUCCUCGUAUUCGACGUUCUUUUACUGACCUAGAAAUGGAUCAGGCGAACCUAGUGCGAUCCGAUUGGUAUCAUAACAAAAUUUUAAAAAGUAACACCAUAUGAAAAAUAUUUUUGCAAUUUGUAACUGACGUUGAGUACAAAAUAUCUAAUGUACUUCAUCAUUAAAUGAUGAUAAUAACGAGACAUUAAAAUUUUAAUAUAUCCACUAAUUUAUUUUUUAAAUGAUUUUAAUAAUAUUACACGAUUACAGCUUUGUAAUAUAUUCUAUUGGGUAUAUCUGUCUUUUUUUUUUCAUAAACGAUAAUUGGCGAAAUACAUUAUAUCCCACAGAGGUAUUAUAACUGUUUCUCUCGUUCUUUCUCUCUUAUAUCGUUUAACCUUCGGAUGACCAAGGGGUAAAUUUGGACACCAGCGUGUGUUUUUCUUUAAUAAAUUCAAAAGUAUUUUCAAUUUUUAACUCAUUAUUUUUUUAUUUGACUUUAAUAUCAUUCUAGAUAUCCUCAUAUUUUGAAAUAAAAAAAAUUUCCAAUAUUUUACGAAUAAAAAAUAUAUUCUGAAGUUGAUGUUUAGUAAAAUACCGUCUAUUAUGUGGAAUUCCAAGUAGUUUUACACUGCGCGUUAUCAAAAUCUAUUUUUAGACUGUGGUGUCUGUUACGUACGAAUCAUGACAUUCCUGUCUGCUACAGUUAGUCAUUAUUAUUAUUUCCUGGGGUAUAUUAUUAUAGUUUCUUAGUAUUUUGUGUACAUAUAAGAUAUGGCCCGCAAAUAUCUUACUGAGGCCGAGUUACAGGAAAUUGUUACUGCUAGCGAUUUUUAUGAUGAUAUAGAAGAUGAAAUAGUAUCAGAAAACGAGGAUGUAUUGUUAGAUGAAGAUUUAAAUGCUGAAAACAUUAAUUCCAGGUCAUUUUUGACCUGGGGUCAUUUUUUACCCCCGUUGGUCAUCCGUGUAACAAAAAAAGGUUGGUCAUCGGAAGGUUAACUCUGAGAAAAAUAUGAUUUUUCCUAUUUGAAUGGUUUUCUUGAUAUUUCUCGAUGUAUACAUUUGUUUUUGAUCGUACAAAGAGAUAGGCAGGACAUGUUGCAAGAAUGGAAGACUACAGGUGGACAAAAAAAUUGCUUGUGUGUAGACCAUGGGCAGAUAAGCAAAGCCAGGGAAGACCCCAACGAGAUGGACCGACAAAAGAAAAUGGAAAUAUUUUGAGGAGGCCUAUGUUUAAUAAUCGACAAAGCGAUUGAUGAUUAUAUGUCAAACAGUAUUUUGAACUUUUCACCAGUUGAGUCAUACAACUAAACAAAGAAUGCCAUUAAGUUUGAAAAUAAAAACAGGAUACAUCGAUCAAAGAAAGUUAUAUUGCAUACCAAACAACAAAAAAUGUGAAAAACGGUGUAAAAUGUGUUAAUUUUUAGUGUGCAGUGGUCUGAACUGUCACAAGGCAAUGCCCAGGCUUAUCGGAACAUAAAGCACAAAAGAAUGGAGUGUCUUACGCAUCAUCAUUAUUCUCUUUACCUUAUCCCUAUGCGGGGUCGGCUUCCCUAAUUGCAUUUCUCCACACAAUUAUAUUUUGGGUUAUAUCAACAUGACCUGCCUUAUCGUCUCCCCCCACAUCUUCUUUGGUCUGCCUCUCCUACUCCUUCCAGGAAUCUGCACUUCAGCAGCAAUUCUUCGUAUUGCGUGAUUAGCGUCUCGACGUUAAACAUGACCAAACCAUCUUAACCUAUGCUCUCUCAUUUUGGCAUCAAUUGGUGCCACACCUAGACUUCCCCUAAUAUACUCAUUUCUAAUUUUUCCUUCUUUGUCACUCCACUCAUCCAUCUAAGCAUUCUCAUUUCCGCCACAUGCAUUCGUUGUUCCUCUUUCUUUUUCACUCCCCAACAUUCAGUUCCGUACAUCAUAGCCGGUAUUAUGGCUGUUUUAUAGAAUUUUCCCUUCAGCUUCAUUGGAAUUUUUCUGUCACACAACACACCACUCGCUUCUUUCCACUUCAUCCAUCCAGCCCUAAUUCUACUGCAUGCAUCUGCAUCUAUUUCUCCAUUACUCUGUAAUACCGAUCCUAGGUACUAAAAACUACUGCUUUUCACAAUCAUUUCACCAUCCAAAGAUACCAUUUUAUUUGUAGUAAUUCCAUCUUUAAAUGAACAUUCCAAAUACUCUGUUUUUGUCCUACUAAAUUUUGAUCCUUUUUCCUCCAGAGCUUGUCUCCACUGUUCCAGUUUUUAUUUCUAAGUCUUUUCCACUAUUUCCUAUUAACACCACAUCAUCAGCAUACUGUAGUUUCGCUGUUAUCUGGUCCAAAACUAAUGAGAAUAAAUAAGGACUAAACACCGAACCUUGGUGCAAUGCUCCUUUCACCUGAAAUUUAUGUCUCUCCCGCCCCUGUCCUAACACUAGUCGUUACUCCCUCAUACAUAUAUCUUACAAUCUUUACAUAUUCGCCAGGGACUCCUUUCUUAUUGAGUGUCCACCACAGAAUCUGUCGAGGAACUCUAGGCUUUCUCAAGAUCAAUGAAUACCAUAUGAGCGUUGGUAUCUUUAUUCCAGUAUUUUUCCACUCAGUUGCCUUACAAUGAAAAUUGCAUCUGUUGUUGAUCUGCCCUGCAUAAAGCCAAAUUGAUUAUCGGAUAUUUCGGUUUCUUCACGUAUCCGUCUAUCAGUUACUCUCUCCCAUAUUUUCAUGGUGUGGCUAAGUAGUUUUAUAGCCCUGUAGUUUGUACAUUGUUGUAUAUCUCCCUUGUUUUUGUAAACAGGUACCAGUAUACUGCUUCUCCAUUCGUCUGGCAUUUGUCCAACUUCCAUAAUUCUAUUAAAUAGACCUGCUAGCCAACUUAUUCCUGUCUCUCCAGAAAUAUCAAUGGAGUGUCUUACAUAUAUUAUUUUCAUAUCAUACUCUACAUCUUUUUCUCAUUUGUCUUCCUUUAGGAUCAGAAUGAAUGGUAGUUUUCCGUAAGGUGCGUAGUAGAGGUCUGUAAAUUCUUUAUUUCCACAUCAGCAGGUUUGGUUUGGUUGACAUUUUUGAAGUACGUAUAGGAAACAUGUCAAAGAAAAAAAAUUAUAUACCUACUGCUGACAAAGGUGAGUGCUACUCCUUGUCGGGGGUGAAAAUUGUUAACCUUUAACUCCCUAAAUCGAUAGAGAAUUUAAUGUAUAGAAAAAAAAUUCUUACAGAUUUUUCUCGGUAAGUUAAUAUUUUCCAAGUUGAAAUUGAAACGCUUGAAAUUGUUGAUUUCAUAGCUACAUAAAAACGCAUGUUUUGGGUGGCUUUAUAAAAUAACUCGGAAACAGUACAUUUUGACCAAAAAGUAAUACGAAUCAGAAAGAAACCUUUGAAAAUAACAAAUCAAAUGGUUUUUUUUAUCGCGGCUAUACUAUACAACCUGAGUUAGAACCUGAUGAAGGUGAGAGUUUAUUUGAAUUAAUCUGCAAUCGAAACUUUUAUCAUCAAAUAAUGUAAAAAGAAGAAGUUUUUCAGAAAAAAUAUGAUCAUAAUGUUUUUAAUAGUAUGUAUAAUGAGAGCUUUUAAAAAAUAAAAGUGAUGCAGAUGGAAAACACACGAGUUGUUGAAAAAAACACAACGAUUAAUCUCAUUAAAAAUAGAAGAAAUUAAUGAGUUUUUCACAUAAAUGAAAAUUAAUCUUAUUUCAUGUCGAGUUAGCUUUAUUUACAUAUGAACAACGUGUCCUAAAAUUUUAAUAAGUUUAAAAUGCCUAGAUUUGAAAAAUAUUUUAAUUUAGUAUUAAAUUAGUUUUUGAAAUUUGAUUAAAUUAUUCCAUUUUUUCAAAAUUACUCUAACUAACAAAUAUGUAAAAUAUGCACGAAUCAUCAUCAUCAAUGGUGCUACAGCCCUAUGAAAGAGCCUCAACCUUCUCAAGUCUAUUACACCAGUCAGUCCUAUCCAUUGCCAACCGUUGCCAGUUUGCUGCACCUAUUUUUCUCCCAUCCUCAUCUACACCAUCCUUCCAUGUAAGUUUUGGCCUACCCCUAUUUCUACUUCCCAUCGGUUGUGACAUAAGGAUUCUUCUAGGAGGGUUGUUAUGCUGUGAUCUUGUUAGAAUAUAUGCACGAAUACGAAAAUGUAUUUUUUUUGCAGAAAAUGAUUUAUUCUUAUACGAUAAAAACUAAUUGAGAUGUUGACGUUUAAGUUUGCACAUAAGUGUGAGAAGUUUGGCGUUUGCUUUAAAAAUCAAAAACUUCAAAAAAGGUCAACUUCUCAGAUCUUAUAAUGCUCAAAGUUUCCUACAAUAUAAGCUUUGGAUCAAUUAGAUGUCUUUAAAACUCUAGUAAGACCAUUCUAGUAAAACCAUUUACGUUUUUUUGUCAAUUUUUUUGGAAUGUAUAAAUAUCUCAGAUUUCAACUAUUUCGGAGCAGCAAAAUACUCACAAACGGUUUAUGUACAGACUGUUUACUGUUUAGAUAUACCCCAAUGAAGUAAGUGCUAAAAGCGGCAACAUUGCUUAUGAGAAUGAGUUGCCUUAGUUGCGUUCACGGGUACAGUGGACAAAUUGUUGCCGACAAUUGCUAACCUCACUUAAAAUAAAUAAUACCGUUAAUAGAUAAAUAUACAAGGUAUAUUUACUUUUAAUUAAUAUUAAUAACUAAUUAUUUUGUAUAUUUAUCUAUUAAGGAUAUUAUUUAUAUCAUUUUAAAGUGCGCAUGCGUUUUGCUGCUAAUUUGUCGCCGACAGGCACCCGCGAAUGGGCAUAUUGCUACUGUAAUGACGAAUGACUGAAAGAAUCGGCGCGAAUCAGGUACAUUAGGUGGACAGCGGGGAAGCAGUGUUGCCAUUUUAUAGUGUGUAUAUCUAAUUGAAAACUAAACAGUCUAUAUGUAUUAGUAGAUUACCUAUUAGGUCAAUGGUAAUCUAUUAGAUGUUAAAAAAGCAACAACAGUAAAAAUGCUAAGUAAACCUGUACCAGAAGAACUGCUUGUAACUUGAUAACGCCAUUGUACAAAAUGAUGCGGUACAACGUGUAGCUGUCUAAAAGUUUGACUUGUCUAUAAUGCAGCCUAUGGCACUUGCUCUGGUGAUAAUUUUUAAAACUGUCCUCCAAUAGGGCUUUUCAUUCAGAGUCAUUUGUUUUGAGCUUCUGCCAAAUGUCGUAUAAUCCGUGUAUAUUAAUAUUAUACACAGACUAUACAACAUAUGACCGAAGCUCGAAACAAAUUACUGUGAAUGAAAAGCCCUAUUGAUAGUUUUGAUGGAAAUGAAACUUUCGACAGAAAUUCGGAGAGCCGAUGGUGUAUUUGCGACGUGUUGCAAAUUUGCAACAUUUAGAUUACAUUCCAUGCCUCGUUUUAAAGUUUACCCGAAAAAGCAUACAAAAUAGUAAACAGACAACACUACCUGUGGUGGAAAUGUCAUAGCAUUUCCGAUUUAUGAAUUUUAUUUUUGAAUAUGAACAAUGGACAAAACAAUUUUUUAGAUGCGUAAUAUUAAAGAACAAAUAAAUAGUCUCUAAAUUGUCUAGUAUACUAAAUACUUUUUGUAAAAAAGCUUUUUCAUAUGGUGCCUUUUUACAUAUUCGUGAAUUUCGUCGUUGUUGGAGAUGAGACAAUAUUGAUUCCAUGUUAAGAAAAAUGGUGAAGUGACCCGAGAGAGACUAAUUUUUAUUUAUAUACGUGUAUUGUUGUGGAAUGUUUGGUUUUGCAAAUAAUGAUCAAUCUA